AUGAUAUCGAGAAGAGAUAAGCUAUUAAUACAUCCGUGGGAACAACGACGUUAUGAACAUCAUAGAGAAAAGGUAAAAUCGGCCAAGUCAGCUAUAGAUCGUACACCACCAGUAUUUUAUCCUCACAUUGUACAAAAGGCCAAAAAACAACAAACGGAAAAGGAACGUACACUGUAUGUGGAAAAUGAAAAUGUACGUUUGUUGCAGCGUUUGGCCAAUAUAAUGAGAACCAAACGUAUGCCAGAUUUUUGGAGAGAACCUAGACCAAACUUUUUAAGUCGAGAGAAAUUAUUUGAAAUAAGACCUUAUACGGCACAUAUGAAUUGGAAGCCUUUGGAAGGUUUAAAAGAGGCGGUACAAAAAUCAGCUACAGGUACUAGGAGUAAUAGAUGUCCUACCUGUAAAGGCCAGCCAGAAAGACCAAAAAUAAUAAUACCAGAAGAACGUAUACCAUGGCAACCACCACGUUCUUCUUUUAAUAUAAAAACUUUACAAAAACGUCGUUUUUAA
Molecule: messenger RNA, 510 nt
Organism: Calliphora vicina (urban bluebottle blowfly)
Lineage: Eukaryota; Metazoa; Arthropoda; Insecta; Diptera; Calliphoridae
Exons: 3
Coding region: 1-510 (169 amino acids)
Source: RefSeq, a predicted model, not a curated record